GUCGCCUCCCGCUACCGGUUUCCUCCUAUUUAUACGCCGCUCCCACCUCCCCAACCAACUAGCAGUUGCUUCCCUCCCUUUCUCCGAACCCCCAAUCGCAAAGAAAUCGAGCAGCGGACAAACGAACAUGCGGGCCAUGGCAGAGGACAGGCCGGGUGGCCGCCGCCAGGAGCGAGCCACCGCGGACCUUCCGAUUCCAAGAGACGACGGUGGCUCUGUGGCGUCCGACGACGAGGACUCCGACGGCGAGUUCGAGUUCCCCUCCGUGAGCCGGCAGCCGGCGGCGGCGGGCGGGGGCGCCGCGGCGGCGGACGAGCUCUUUGCGGGCGGCCGCAUCCGCGCGUUCUACCCGGUGUUCGGCCGGGUGCUGGACGACGCCGCCGCGGCGCCGGCGCCGAGCUCGAGGGCGCCGCUGGGGCGGCUGUUCCAGCUGGAGCAGGCGCGAACCUCCUCCGUCGCGUCCACGUCCUCCUCGUCGUCUUCGUCGUCGGCGUCGAUGGCGGACGCUGAAGCGAGGCUCGACGGCGCGCCGCCCGACAGCUACUGCCUCUGGACGCCCGGGUCGUCGCCGGCGUCCUCGCCCUCGCGGCCGCCGCGGAAGAGCGGGUCCACGGGCUCCAUCGCGCGGUGGCGCCGCAUCGGGGAGCUCGUCGUCGGCCGCAGCCACAGUGACGGGAAGCAGAAAUUCCUCUUCCUCUCCGCGCCGCCGUCACCGGCCAGGGACAGGGACCACCACCAGUCCCCCGCCGGCUCCAAGUCGAAGCCGCCAGCGAAAGGAAGUAAAGCCGCGACCGCCGCCGCCGCCACCGAGCUCGACACGGUCGCCGCGGGGCGGCGGAUGUCGUACGGCGGCGGCAAGGCGUCGCCCGGGGGGCGGCGGACGUUCCUGCCGUACCGGCAGGACCUCGUGGGGCUGUUCGCCAACGCCCGUUCUGAGCCCCGACGCGCCGAACCGUCGCAGCCGUGGAGGACCCGUUCCAAACAGUGAGAUUCAAGUUUGAAUCUGGGAUUUGAAAUUUCAGACGAUUUGACCUGGUGAUCCCCUGCAAACCUUCUUUGUGAAGACCAGUUUUAGCAAUUUAGCAUACGUGUGGGGUUAAAGCGGCCAAGCAGGUCAAAAAGAACAAGUGUGAAAGUCAGACAAAGCAGGGGAAAUGUGAGCCUUCCUUUUCGGAUUCGUCGCGGCAAUGAGGUCCGAAGUCGGUGGCAGCCACUUGAAAUUUGUGAUGAAGGUGGUAGGCGAGUACAGUACUACGGAGAAGUUGAAAAAAAGUUCGUAACUUUGUAUAUGUGACUUUGUACAUACGGUGUAUACAGGGAGUCCUCCCCCUAAAGUUUAGCUCCUGUCAUAUCGAAUGUUUAGAUACUAAUUAGAAGUAUUAAAUAUAGACUAUUUAC
Molecule: messenger RNA, 1398 nt
Organism: Setaria italica (foxtail millet)
Lineage: Eukaryota; Viridiplantae; Streptophyta; Magnoliopsida; Poales; Poaceae
Exons: 1
Coding region: 128-988 (286 amino acids)
Source: RefSeq, a predicted model, not a curated record